Messenger RNA from Chelonia mydas (Green sea turtle), 11694 nucleotides. It is a transcript of the gene SLC7A11, whose product is annotated as solute carrier family 7 member 11. Gene Ontology annotation, cellular component: membrane. Lineage: Eukaryota; Metazoa; Chordata; Testudines; Cheloniidae. The record is from RefSeq and is a predicted model, not a curated record. Gene Ontology annotation, biological process: amino acid transmembrane transport. The coding region runs from base 327 to 1838 and encodes 503 amino acids. Gene Ontology annotation, molecular function: L-amino acid transmembrane transporter activity. The transcript has 12 exons.
UCAUCAUUCAGCAGACUAAUUUGGUAUGACAGGAGCUUAAAUACAAGUCCAUGAGGAAGCUGAGCUGGUUUCCAAUGAGAGGGCAGCACCGGCUAACAACGUGAAAGGACAGGUGUUACUAAGUAGUAUUUAUACAGCAGUGAAUAUUAAAAUACACUUCAGAGUGUUAUACCUGUGUGCAGGAGCAGCUUGAAAGGUAACAAAAGGCAGAGAAAGAGAGUGAGAGCAAUUAGAAAGAGAGCACAAAGAUUGAGGAGAGGAAACUUUGAGUGCUUGCCAGAAAGUUUUUUAUUUCGUUUGUCUUGAGUGUGUGGUGGCACUGUAGCAUGUUUAGGAAACCUGCUCUCUCCACAAUCCCUAAUGGAAGCUCUUUGCAGGAGCAAUCUAUUGGCAGGUUGCCCUCUCUGGACAGAAAAGAGCCAGCCCAAGAAGAAAAAGUGGCGCUGAAGAAGAAAGUAACUUUUUUGAGAGGGGUAUCCAUUAUAAUUGGCACUAUCAUUGGAGCAGGAAUCUUCAUCUCUCCCAAAGGGAUCCUAAAGAACACAGGCAGUGUGGGAAUGUCCUUGAUUCUCUGGACGGUGUGUGGUAUCCUCUCACUGUUUGGUGCACUGUGCUAUGCUGAAUUGGGAACAUGUAUCAAGAAAUCCGGUGGCCACUACACUUAUAUCCUAGAGGCGUUUGGCCCGUUACCGGCUUUUGUUAGAGUCUGGGUGGAACUGCUUAUAAUACGCCCUGCUGCCACAGCAGUGAUAUCCUUGGCAUUUGGACGCUAUAUUUUGGAACCAUUUUUUAUCCAAUGUGAAAUUCCAGACCUAGCAAUUAAGCUUAUUACAGCUGUUGGCAUCACAGUGAUAAUGGUCCUGAAUAGCAUGAGUGUCAGUUGGAGUGCUCGCAUCCAGAUUUUCCUUACCUUUUGCAAGCUCAUAGCAAUUUUGAUAAUUAUAGUCCCUGGAGUUAUGCAGCUAAUUAAAGGAGAAACACAGCACUUUAAAGAUGCAUUUGCAGGGAAUGAUGCCAGUGUUAUGGGAUUACCUCUUGCUUUUUAUUCAGGAAUGUAUGCCUAUUCAGGCUGGUUUUACCUCAAUUUUGUUACUGAAGAAGUGGAAAAUCCUGAGAAAAACAUACCACUCGCAAUAUGCGUUUCAAUGGUUAUUGUCACAGUUGGCUAUGUGUUAACAAAUGUGGCCUAUUUCACUACAAUCAGCCCUGAGGAAUUGCUAAAUUCAGAGGCCGUGGCAGUGACCUUUGCUGAACGAUUAAUGGGAAAUUUUUCAUUAGCCGUUCCAAUAUUUGUCGCCCUUUCCUGCUUUGGAUCUAUGAAUGGUGGUGUCUUUGCCGUUUCCAGGAUGUUCUACGUUGCAUCCCGUGAGGGUCACCUUCCGGAAAUUCUCUCCAUGAUUCAUGUCCGCAAGCACACUCCUCUGCCAGCUGUCAUUGUUUUGCACCCUCUAACAAUGAUAAUGCUCUUCACUGGGGAUCUGUACAGCCUCCUGAACUUCCUCAGUUUCGCCAGGUGGCUUUUUAUUGGACUGGUAGUUGUUGGGCUGAUUUAUCUCAGAUAUAAACGUCCUGAUAUGCCUCGUCCUUUCAAGGUGCCGCUAUUUAUUCCAGCUUUGUUUUCCUUCACCUGCCUCUUCAUGGUUGCACUGUCACUUUACUCUGAUCCUGUCAAUACAGGAAUAGGCUUUGCAAUAACCCUGACUGGUGUCCCCGCCUACUACCUCUUUAUCAUAUGGGACAAGAAGCCAAGGUGGUUCAGAAGGCUCUUAGACAGGGUAACUGAAACAUUGCAAAUCAUCCUGGAGGUUGUCCCAACGGAAGAUGGCUUGAAAUCGUGAUCACUUACAUCAUGAAGAAGCAGGUGUUGCCUGAGUGCCCCAUUUCAGCUUGGGGCAUUGGGGUAGGGAGGUUUUUCCCCCUCCCUGGAAGUUCAGUGAAUUACAAGAGCAAGUCACAGUUAAAAUUAAGCCUGGAAAAGAAUCGGUUACUAGAGCUGUAAUUUUUUUUUACAUUCUCAAACUUUUGUACAAGGAGUUGAUAUGUAGAAAGUACAUCUGCUCUGUGCUGUAAAAUAACAGAAGCCACAGCACUCAUGUGGACAUCGAUCCCAUCUUGUCUCUCUGGGAGAGUGGGGACAAGUAGAAAAAAAUGAAAAAUCUCAUUAAUAUUUCCCUUUUAUAAUAUUAUAUUUUAGCAAACCUUAGGUUCUUCAAAUUGGGGAUUUUACUACAUUGUCAAUGAACAUUUGUUCUGGAAAUGUUUUUGUAAUCAGAUAUACUGUGAACAGUGUAUCCUGCACCCUGCUCAUGAAGAACCUAGCCUUCACCGGAAGGAAGGGCAAGGUAAAGCUCCUUAGCUAAAAGUUUGGGUCAACAUUGUUCUCUCUCCCUCCAUUCUUCACCCAUAUCUUACUUCUCUUGUCUCAACUGAAGCAGCACCUCAGUUCCCCACAUACAAACAGGGUGGCUUCACCCACCUUUGUGGUGGCCUAGUAGGAUUGCUAAAUUACCUGAGUUUUUUUCAAUAGAGUAAUUGAAAAUAGAUUCUGAUAUUUAAUAUUGAUUUUCUGCUAAAGGGAAGGCAAAUUUUAGGUUUGAGGCAAUAAUUUGAUGCAUUUGAAAAGUUUCUACAAGCCUGAAAGUUAUCAUUGGUUCUGCCGGUAUUCCACGGUAUAUAUGUGAGAAAUAUCUCUCAGUCCAGUAAAUACUUUCAAAUCAGUUGAGACAUUUGAAAUUCAACCACUGAACAUACAUGGAUAUUUGUAGUCUAGGAAAAUGUGGAUCUGCAGUCCUCAUUUAGGCAAAGCUCCCAUUAAAGACAAUAACAGUUGGUUAACAGAUGUGAUUGGAAGUACCACCAGUUAUGGAAUCAAUGGGAAUUUUGUCCAAGAAAGGACAGCUGUUUUGGAAUAAGCAUACUAAGUGAAAGGUGAAUUAGAGAAGGUUUGGAAUGUUGAAUUGGAUAUGUACACAAACCGCGGGAUGUUUUCUUAAACACAUACCGAGUUCUUCGGCCUUGUAAUCUCAGCAAAUGAUGUUCUCCUACAAAACCUACUUCCUGGUUCCCAGUUUCAACUGAAACUAGAAAUUAGGGAGGAAAUUGGGUUGCAAAAAUUGAAGGCAAAACUUGGUUCAGAAUCAAAACAGUUUGGUGGGUUUUUUUUUCCAGUUUGUGGUUUGGGUUAAGGUUUGGCUCAGUUGUGACUUAGCUUGCCCUUUCCUAUUAAUAAUACUUUGCACAGUAGGUGAACACUGAAAUAUUUUAAAUGAUCAAGAAAGUGGUUCUAUAUUUCAAAGACUACUCCAGCCUUAGGAUAAGAUGUUACUGUUAAUAUGUUAGAAAAAAAAAACGUAAUUAAAUAUUUAAAUAUCUACUUUUAAAACUGUUGCCUAUUAGAAGAUAAAUUGUUUCUUCAAAACCUUCAUGAAACAGACAGAAAUCUUUUAAUUUAUAUAUAUUGAGGGAAACACUAGAACUAUCUAAACUUCUACCGUUAAAGGGAUGCUGUCAACUUGAAGUAAUCAAUUUUUAAAAAGAAGAGGUUUAAAGUCUGUUCACUGCACAUGCUUCUGAGGUCUCCUGCCAGUUUUUGUGGUCUUACAAUCACAUUUUCCUGGGUUUUUUUGUGCAGUUUUUUUCUCCUGUGUUUGUGUGAAAGACCCACAUAAAUAGGGAAGAUGCACUAAUUGACUAGAUUGUGUGCAGUUAGUAUUACUGUUUCCUCUAAGUGCAGUCAAAUGAACAAAGUAAAUAGAGAGGACAAUAUUUUUCCGCUGAUCUCUUUCAGUUAUAGUAACCUUAAGUAUUGUUUGCAACUACAAUAGACAAAUAUUUUCAGACGGAUUUUUAAGUUGACUGGGUUCCUUUAAGUUUACUAUAGUAUUAUUUUUGUUUUCUUCUUACAGAGACUGAAAUUUAGAAGUGUUAAGAGAGCCUGUUUCAGCCGUCACUUUUCAGUAGCAUUAGUUUCACACAAGCAAUUACUUUGUCUUAAGAGAAAUAAUUGAAUUUACUGCAAUUGUAUAUUUAAAAGAAAAAUAACUUGUGAAAUAACAUAAUGAUUUUUAAAAUGGCACACAGGUGCUUAUGAUUCUAAUUAAUGAUUCAAUUCCAUGAAUAUAUACAAUGUUAAUGCAAAAAUAUUUCAAUCAGAUGUCCAUUGAGUUACAAAAAGUCAGAACGAAGGACAGGUAUUGGGUCCUGAAGCAAUGGGUAUAACUGCACAAAGCAAAGGAAGUAGACAAUAUAAAGAAAUCCUUGGAAUGCUGCUUUUGAUCUUUCUAAGAUGUCAUCUUCAAGUCCUUCAAGAAAGAUCCCCUAAAAUAGCAUGCUAAACUUACGUUGUGACUUUUCUCAUUUAGGGCCCAAUUAUGCACCCAUUCAAAGCAAUGGAACUAGUAUUAUGGUAAGGAUUUGCAUCCUACUAUUACUAGUGUGGAUAAGAAUCAGGACCUUCAACUUUUAUCCUCCUUUUUUUACUCUCAAACCUCUUUACCAACGAGCUACUGUCAAAACACCUCUUGCUGGGAAUAUGGGAUGUGUUUUUUCUUUCUAGUGUUGGUCUUUUCAGGCUCUGUCUGGUAUUCCCUAUGCAGGCAGACCUCCCACUGAAGUCAAUGAGAAUGAAAGUUUUUUCAGCAUAGAGGACUUCAAGGGAGAUAUUGAGUUGCAUCCCAUAGAGGCACAGCAUAUAGCUCACAGCCUAGGGAGAGGGGGGACCAUGGUGAUGGUAAGCCACCUUUGCACCCACUCUAUUCCAGAUUUUUCUGGGGGCAGAAAUGGCCCUGGAGGCAUGUUUAAGAUACAGCAGCCUGCCCAGAGCUGCCUAUGGGCACCAGUGUCAUCCAGAAUUUCUGCAGUGCUCCAUGCUGCAGGUCCACCUCUGACAUGUCUCUCCCAUCCCUAGCCUCCCACCGUCUGUACCUGACCUUGUGAAGGGGCUCUCAUAUAACAGCCUGAGACUGUCUUACUACACUCAUGCACUGGAGAUAUUCUCUCCUGUUCAGAUCCAGGGCUUGUAGAGCCCCUUUUAUGCUGUUCCUUCACCCAGCAUGCAGGAGCUGGACUGGUUGUGAUAAUCUCACCCUUCAAGAAUAGACCAUUAGGGCCUGAGCACCAUGUGUUUUUGUUUACACUGAUGCAAAGUCUGUAUAAAUCACUACCAGAUCAGAACAGCAGUGCUUUGCACAGAUGUAAAUGAUUACAUGGAUACAGGCAAUGAAGAAUCACCUUAUAUUGCAAACUGUGACUAGCAGCUGCAAAAUCUUAAUCUGCUCUUUGAUACUACCUCAGUGCAGGGGGCUGGAUUAGAUGACCUCCUGAGGUCGCUUUCAACCCUACAUUUUUAUGAUCACUUAGGAUGCACUAACCAGGAGAGGAAGUAUGUGAAGGUUAAUGUCAAUUAUAAAUAUCUGCAUGUGAUUUGUUACAGCAUUGUCUCUGGAUAAUGAGGUGCCGAAAGUCCCCAGUCAAGGAUCAGGGUCUCAUUGUACUAAGUAUUGUUCAAACACACAACUAUAAGAUGGUGCCUACCCCAAACAACUUACAGUUUGAGUAUAGAGAUGUAUGUGACUGGUGCUACAAUUCUAAGAUAAGGGCCAAAUAAAUUCCUAAAGAGAUUAUGUAGCUACUGCCACCAUCUAUGAGUAGUUAUAACUUCUAAUACAGCAUAGAGAGAAUAGGCUCAGGAAAGAUUGUUUUUUAUUAGCUAGUUUUACAGAAAAUAGUAAGUCCAUAUUUGAAAUGAAAAAACAGAUUCUUUCCAUAUUUUUAUAAUCAGUUUGCAUGUGUAUAUGGAAUCCCUCAUUCACAUCUAAAUAUUGUUACUACAGGACUGUGAAUGUUUAUAAAUGUUGACAAGAUGUUAAGAUACAUUUUUAUCUAUGUAAACAUGCAACAUUGUAGCAUUUUUCUGAAAUAAAUGUAAAAACGUAUUUCUAUAUAUUUUCCAAAUACCUAACACUUCUUAUGCAACCAAAAUCUUGACCGCAACACAGCUUAUGGAUAUGUUCAGUUCCAAAAGCAUAUAGUAUAAACUGUAUAUGUGUAUAUAUUUCCAUAAUUCAUGUAUUCAAUGAACAAACUUUUAAAUACUAACAAUGGUGCUACUAGACAAAUGAAAAUGUCUGUGCUAUAUUUUUGUAAAUAUGUAGAGAUAAUUCACUUUAUGCACAGAGAUUUCCAAAUAUUUUACUUUGAUUUGUGCAAAUCAAGUAAUAUCUUUUACUAAUACAUAGUCACAAAACCCAUUCACAAUGAUCUGAUAUAAAUAUAUAUCUGAUUUGACAUAAUCAGUUAAGGGUCCAGCUGAUAUUAGCAGGAGUUGUGCCUGAGAAAUAACUUCAAAACAAGGCACUAUAUAAUUACAGACAGUAUAAUAAAGGAUUUGAAAGCAUUUCCAUUAUAAACUCCAUUUUGGCCUUACACGUCACAUGAUAUAUUUAAUCUUGAGGGCUGUAAUUAGUCUGUAGAUAUUUUUGUAUACAAAAUGUGGCAUAAGUUUAUUUUAACUGGAACCAGUUAAAUUUUUUGAAUUUUGUGACUUCAAUAAAAAAAAAAGGAGUACUAGUGGCACCUUAGAGACUAACCAAUUUAAGGUGCCACAAGUCCUCCUUUUCUUUUUGCGAAUACAGACUAACACGGCUGCUACUCUGAAACCUGUAACUUCAAUGAAAUUUCUUUUUUUUUUUUUAAAUGAAUACAAACUUAAAUGAACUUUUCCUGAAAACUUUCUCCUGGUUUUUUUUUUUUUUUUUGGUCACCAACUAUGGAGCAAGUUCACAUUUUAAAAAUGUUGAAAUUUUGCAUUUUGAAAAAAAUUGGAGUUUUGAAUUUAGAAAAGGAAAAAUAUGUUUUAAACAAUGAUUCCCUCCCCCUCAAACUCCACACCUUUUAAAAAACCUUCUGAUUUCUUUUAACUUCAGAAAGAGGCAAAGAAAUAUAGCUCUUCUGGGUGGUUGUAUGUGCUUGUUUGUUUUUAUUUCCAAAUGCAAAUCAUCCCUAAUUUUAACCAUGAAGUUUCUAGUAUUAUUUUUAAGGGGAAAGAUUUUAAGUUAUUUGUGUUAGUAUAAUGGGUAGUUAAUUUUCAUAACAUGCAGUGAGAUGAAAGGGACUUUGCAUAUUAUCUUAUGGCUUCAUAAUUUCCAAUGCAAACACAGCCAUUUUAUUAGGAUAUAGUCUAACUUUGGUCAAUAAGGUGGUAUGUAUUUACGAAGCAGAUUUUACCAGCUAAAAUAUGUCAUGGUUUGUGAAAAGUCCAUGUCAAACAUUGUAUCCAAUGAUCUUUACUUACUGAUUUGAGUAUUACAUAGGGUAGGAAUGGACUUAAGAGGUAGGUAGAAGACAUUUGAUCUUGUUCAGUUCUUGUGAUUAGAAGUGGGUAGGACAGCUACCUGAGAGCUAGAGCUGGGCACUGGGCAAUGAAAGGUCGCUUCUGCUUUAUAUGUUUAUUGGAAGACUUCCCUUCGUUCUCUCUCUCAGCUUUUUGUAGUGAUGGUGUCUUUGUAAUGGCUGGCCUUGCCUUAAAUAUCUUGUUACUGAUGUUAAGAUAGGACUUAAUGAACUGACAUUGGUAUUUCUGACUUACGUUCAGGACUGUGAUUUUUUUUUUCUUUCAAAUGUUGGGAUAUCUUUUGGCACAGGAUAUCUUAGCUGUCAUAUCUGGCAUGACAAUUGUGUCGUGAAGCUGAAAAACAUGAAUGAUAAUGUCAUUUGACUUUGUUUUGUGGUUCGGAGUUAGGGUUCAGCCCUCUGCAGACAUUGGGUCAUAAUUGAAUGUAUUUUCUGUUCACCUAGUUUUUGUUAAAGUGCAAUUUAGUAGCAUGCUGACUUUGAUUAUAAAUUUUUGCAUUGACCAAUGGACACUCUUGUUACCAAACUUUGCUAGUCCAAGACUGGAUUUUGCUUGUAUGUUUCUUUUUUGGCAAGGAACUCCAGGAAAGUAUAACUACAGUUGACUUGCCAAUUCCUGUUUACAUUUUUUGGUCUUGUUUUUUAUUGAAAGGAAUUUAACCUAAAAUAUUUUAAGUUAUUUUUUCCUUCAAACACAAUGGGGUGGGGUUUCUUUUGGUUCUUUUAAAUGUCCCAAACAGCUAAAAUAUAGUUCUCAAUAAAGGCUUGUAUUGCAAAAGAGUAGGGAGUUUCAAUUCGCUUUAAACACUUUAUGAAUGCUGACAAUAUUAUGUUCAAAAACUGGUCUUUAAUAUUUUCAGUCUGAGGAUCUAAAGUUGCUACAAAAACAUCUGUAACUAGCCAGUGCUCUGUGCCUAUAACACAUUCUUCUUGUGCAUUCUCUCUCUCACAUGGAGAGCUACAAAAUUUUCCAGCUGGCAGGCAUUUCUUCAGAGCUUUUUCCACUCCCAAGAAUUCAGCUAGAUCUUUGAAGUAGGAAAAAACCCUUUCCGCCCAACCCCAUGGCUUAAUGUAGCCAGGAUCUCACCACAGUGGCGUUGGAACACUUUUUAGAGUGUGGGUGCUGAGACAAAACUAUAAACCCUGUAUAUGAUGGAAACCACUUCAAGCCAGGGGGAGCUAUCGCACUCCCAGCACCCCUAGUUCCAGAACCCUGUCUCAUCAUUUAGAAUGAAUACAUCUGGAGGUGUAUGUAGAGUAAAUGAACCUGAAGUAACAAUACCCAUAACACAUCUCUGAGCCCACAGUGAACUCUAUUAAAAUGGAUUAGAUUCCUGAGUUCUAAGAUGCAAUUGGUUUUUAAAACUAACAGUUAUAAUUGCAUUUUAAACGUUCUGUACAGAUUUGUGUGAUGAACUUUUUUCCAUCAAAUUAUUGAUUUGAGUAUUACGCCCUCAGGGAUGGGAAGUAUGGGUUUAAAUGUUCUGGGACAAUUUUUAUUUUUUUCUGAUGCCAUUGGCUUUGCCUCAGGGAAAGCCAUUUGAGGCAGUUUUAGCUGCCAGUAACUAUCUGCUACUCAGUCAUUACUGUGUAAUUGGAUCUAAAGUACAUUGUAUAAUUUACUAGUAGCGAGAUUUGCUUGCCUAAUUGUGGUAUCCAGCUGACUUCUAGGGAUACUAAUCAAUGCAUAUGCAUAGCACAGUAGACAGAGAACUGUAUGGAUGAGUGAAUAAGUCUUGAAGUGAACUUUCCCUUUCUCAAUCUCAGCACAUUUAAUGGUUAUAAAAGUAUCAAAAAAGAUCUUGGAUUUAAAGUGAGCACAGUGUUUAUAAAAGGUGCCAGAUUGACAUAGCACUGGAAACUGUGCUCUAUGUAUAGACAAAGUGAGGUUCUUUAGACUGUGGAUUUUUGUAUGUGUUUCUUAUUUUAUACCUGAGACAGCUGUUGUAAGAAAAAAUAUGUAAAGUUUUUAUGGGUGUGAUAUCCAUUGAACAUGCAGCAAACAUUUUACUCAGAAUUUUCCCACUCCUGUAAAUAUGGAAUCAUUUUAUUGGGGGAAACACGUCAAUAUUUAGAGCAAAGCCAGGUAGAAGCAAUGAAUUUUGUUGACUGUCAUGGGCAUUAUUUACUCAUUUACAGGCUUGCUGUAAGAAUCUCAGCAGCUGUUUUAUUGGAAAACUAUGUGUUUUUUUUCAAAUCGAGCCUUUGCAUCAGGCUACAUUGUUUACAUCCUGUGGUGGUCUGUUUCUUUCUCCUACAUUCUCAAGAUGCACCCUGACUUCACUUGGAGAUUACAAGUAUCUGUCCAGGGAAAGCAUCUCCUUUUAGUGGCUCUACUGCAAAUGAACAUUUUAUGAGAUCUGCCUCUGGUUUAAACCUGUGCACCCACCUCCUAUAGGUUUUAAACAUUUUGCGGAAGAUACCGGAUACCAGCUGAAAUAGUGUUUCUUCCCAAACUGAAAUAUUCCUGACUUUCACAUAACGACAUGAUUUCAAGCACUUCCAUAACAACUCUUCCCCAGAUACUGCAAAUAGAGGCUUCCAAGCCUCUGAAGAGUAUCUUGCAUGUGUUGCUACACUUCUAAUUCAUGACCAGUGCUAGCCCAUUUCACUUAUGAAAGAUAUAAGGACAAGGAUAGACCCCAGCCUAGUUUUUGCCACUUACACACACUCAUUUUUAAAAGUGCAUUAGGAAAUUAGUAAAUGCUAAAACUAUAGUUAUGGUCACAUUUUUAAAAUUAGCUUUUUAAUCUGGGCAUGGAUACCAUUACAUUUGCCCAUGCAAAAUGGGCAGUUGUGUGCAUAACAUCCAAUUAGCCGGCUCAGCCUUGCUUUUAGACCGAGCUAACCAUUUGCAUGUGAAAAUGUAGGGUUUGGUGCACUGACUCAGGCAUGUUUUCAAAUAUCAUGGGCUGCAUUGGAGACAUUUUCCCUUCAUUUUUAAGGAAAAAGGUUUAGAAUUUUUUGAGACUUGGGGCAUUGCAUUCAGUAUUUUUGAAUCGUUCAGGUAUUCUGACUAUUGGCUGCUUGGGGCAGGGAAAGACGUUUCUAGGGAGUUCUCACUAUAUUUUUAGGUGACAUACUGCAUAGUGAAACUCAAUAUUCAUAAAUUAACUUGGUUGCUGUUCAUAUUUCAUAGCUCUGUUUGCUAAUUUAUGUGCAAGAUAUAUAAAAAUCAUUAAAUGCCAUGAGAUUUGAUGUUUGUUCUACAUACAACAGCACACCAAUGAACAAAACUGCAGCAGUUUUUAUUGAUGCUAAAGUCUAGCUACCUGGGAUUUUAUAAUAAAUAUGAAUUAGAAAAAAGCAGGAUAAAUCAGUUCCUGUACUGUCAGCUUGGCAGAGAUGAUUUAUCUUACCUUUCUGACAAGGCUGGAUUUGACUGAAAACCUCAUACAGCUUGCUUCUGCUUCAGAUCACGCAAAGGCACUCUGGAUUGUGAAAAGCAGGGUAGCUUGCAGUGCUGUACUGGUGCCAUAUUUAUGUGGCGAUAUGUGAACUCUGAAGUGCUUCAGGUUGUAUCUCAUGAUAAUUAUUACAUAUUACAAUGAAUCUACCUGAACCCAUUUUAAUUCCUUAACCCAUAUUUUAAACAAAAAACAGUUUUCAAGUUUUUUUCCAAAAUCUAAAAUAAUUUUUAGAGCAAUCCAGUAGGUGGGAAAUAUAAAGCUUUAUCUAAAGUGGACAUGUGGGUGAUAAAAUGCCUAUUACCCAUGUUCACCUAUGUCACUACAUUUAGAAAUGGAAUGGCAUUACCCACUGGCUACAUAGUGAGGUGGAAGCCCAGCACUCCUUCUACCUGUUAUUUAGAGAUACUUUUCUCGGUGAGUAAAUAUCUUAGACAACGCUGUCCCAAUUAUUAGGUUUUGCUGUGUUGCUGGUGGGCUCCUGACAAUGAUGUCUGCACCGAACUUCAAUACUUGAAAUAAUAGGUUCUGCAGCUAAGCAACUGCCCUCAACAGAAGGUGGAACAGGAACUAUGGUGUCAGGCUUUGUGCCUGUGUUUAUGUAUGGGUGACUUGUGUAACUGUAAUACUGUUGCUCAUUUGGAAGAUGUGCUCAUAUUGGAAACUGUUAUGUACGUGCCAACAUAUAGAUGAUAGAUUGGUGCAAUAUGAUCUCUCUCACAUGUUUUGUUAUGUAAUAGAAUUUGAAAUGUAUGUAUAUUCAAUAUGUAAUGCUUUUAGUUGGCUUCCUCUUACACUGUAUAUGUGGUUUUAUGUGUGUGUGUAUGUAUAUGUAUGUAUGUGUGUAUAUAUAUAAAUUAUAAUUAUAAUUUGUUUAAAGCUAGUUAUGUAGAAAUGCAUUUCUAUGUUGGAAGUUUAAUAAAAAAUCAGUAAAGUA